AUGGAGGUCGAGCAAGAUUAUCGUUGGGGAGGCCCACAAACCGAAGAUGAUGAGGUAAGGCCAUUUUUGGAGUUUAUUUACAAUUGGUUACUGUAAGCGAUGAGUACUCAAAAAUAUAAAUUCUCCUCGAAUAACCAAUCCAUUUCCAGCAAGAACGUGCUGCUGCCGAACGUGAACGCAAAAAGGCCGAAGUCCGUAAGCGUCUGGAAGAAGCCGGCAGAAUGAAGAAGGCCAAGAAGGGUUUCUUGACUCCAGAGAGAAAGAAGAAACUCCGAGUAAGGCAUCAGAAUUGGAUUGACACUCAUUGAAAAGAGGGUAUUCAUGAGCUCCCUUUUCAGAAACUUCUUAUGCUGAAAGCCGCUGAAGAUUUGAAGCAGCAGCAGAUGCUGAGAGAACAGGAACGGCAGAGAAUCCUCCAGGAUCGGAUCGUUCCUCUUCCUGACCUGGACUCCCAAUCCGAUUCCGAUCUUCUUCGAAUCGCCGACCAAUUCAAAAAGCGGAUCAUCGAGUUGGAGAGCGAUAAGUACGACCUGAGCUACACCGUCCGUCAAAAGGAUUUCGAGAUUAACGAGUUGACUAUCGCUGUGAACGAUUUGCGAGGAAAAUUGUAAGGCGUUGAGCGCGUCUUGAUUCGAUUCGUUUCAGCGUUAAACCCACCUUGAAGAAGGUUUCAAAGACCGACUCCAAGUUUGACAAACUCAAGAAAAAGCAGGGCAAUACCGUGGACUUCAGAAACAACCUCAAAGUCAUCGAUAAGAAACAAUAUGCUCUGGAAGAAGAGGUGAGUUGAGCAAAGAAAUCUGUUAUAAAACAAAUGCUUUCAGUCUGAGAAGGAGAAGGUCGAAUGGGCACAGAAGUAG
Bursaphelenchus xylophilus (pine wood nematode) is the source of this 860-nucleotide messenger RNA. Lineage: Eukaryota; Metazoa; Nematoda; Chromadorea; Rhabditida; Aphelenchoididae. The record is from the annotation of a GenBank genome assembly.